Molecule: messenger RNA, 657 nt
Organism: Papaver somniferum (opium poppy)
Lineage: Eukaryota; Viridiplantae; Streptophyta; Magnoliopsida; Ranunculales; Papaveraceae
Exons: 1
Coding region: 1-657 (218 amino acids)
Source: RefSeq, a predicted model, not a curated record
AUGGACAAAAACAGACCUCGUCCCAGGGUCAACAGGUUAUUCGCCUUGGCCCGACGGUUUAAGGAACCACUCAGGUCUUUGACCGAUCGAUGGAGAAAUUUGUGCACAGAAAUUGGGAAAGUACCAGUCGACCAGCAGAUAUUCGGGUUCGAAAACGCAUUAGGGAGGUCGGACCCCAUCUGGAUAGCCAUGUUUACUGAAAAACCACAGACAUUGAAAGAAAUGAGGAAAAUGCAAGAGCAUUUCAUCGCCCUAGAAGAAAUUCAUGAGGAAUCAAGGGAUAGGGGAGUGCAAGAGGCUAGCGCAGCACCCAAGUCGACAUCGGACGACGUUCAAAGACGGCCCGAGAAGAGACCGAGCCCACCUACACGAGGAAAUGGGAAGAAGGAAUGGAUAGCCAAAGGAAAGAGGUCGAGGCACGAGGCGAGAACACACACUCCUUUGAAUGCUCCACUAGAAGAAAUCUUCAAAGAGGUCGAAAAAAGGAAUGACAUCAUAUACCCAGCAUCAAGAGGGAUGCAGUUCGAGGAGACCAAGGAUCACCCAGAGUAUUGCCAUUAUCAUCAGUAUCGAGGCCACUCUACAAAUAACUUCCGAGAAGUAAAAGACAUGGUGCAACAUCUUAUUCGAGAUGGUUACCUGAGACAAUUCGUCUGA